AAUUCAUUCUGCAAGAGCAAAAGGGGAAAAAAAAAUUUUUUUUUUUCUUGUGUUCUUCCACAAUGUGAAAGAGUGGCUUAAGUUUUCUCUAACUGUUUGCUGUAUGAUUUUCCACAUCAGCUGAAAGAAAAGAAUCUGCAUGUUCCUUGCAUUAUGGGAAAAUGGCAGCACCUACAGCCAGCAGAUUUUGUACACACAUAGUCCUUCACCUGAAUGUAAAUUAUACUAUGUAAAUCAAGUUAAAUGUGGAGUUUUCAGAUGUUCUCUUUGCUCCUAUGUUGCAGAAGAAAACUAUGACUUUCAAGAACAUUUGUUAGUUCACAAAAAAUCAUCUCCUUUUAUGUGUGAAAUUUGUAAAAAACCUUUUGCUCGAAAAGACUGUCUUAAAAACCAUUUAAUGAUACAUUUUGGUCAGCGACGUUUUAUUUGUGAAAUGUGUAAAAAAGCUUUUAAGCAAAAAACUUCUUUAUAUGCUCAUUUAAGGAUUCAUUCUGGAAAGCGGCCUUAUAUAUGUGAGGUGUGUAAGAAAAGUUUUAUUCAGAUGCGAGAUUUGAAGCGUCAUUUAAGAGUUCAUUCUGGAGAACGGCCUUACAUUUGUGAAGUGUGUAACAAAGCAUUUAAUCAAAAGGCAAACUUAUGCACUCAUUUAAAGCUUCAUACAUGGUAUACUGGAAAGACUUGGGAAAUGAAUUCUGAUGUUGGCUUUGUCAUAGAUCAAUGGUUCCAGUUGAAGAAACCAAAGAAAAUUUCUUGUGGGGAGAUUGAUUACUGGGCAUCUGGCUGCCAAAAUCAAGUUGAAGUUCUCAAAUGUCCUUUUUGCCCUUAUGUCACUGAAAGAAAUUUUGACUUUCAAGAGCAUACACUUUUCCAUAAGAAAUACCCUCCUUUUAUUUGUGACAUUUGUAACCGAACUUUUACAAGAAAAGAUGUUCUUAGAAAUCAUUUAAAGAUUCAUUCUGGAGAACGACCAUUUGCUUGUGAAAUGUGUAAGAAAACUUUUAAGAAAAAGUCUUACUUGGAUAUUCAUUCAAGGAUUCAUUCUGGAGAACGGCCUUACAUUUGUGAAGUAUGUAACAAAGCUUUUAAUCAAAAACAGCGCCUUAAUUCUCAUUUAAGGCUUCAUACUGGAGAACAACCUUAUGUUUGUGUGGUGUGUAAUAAAGCAUGUAAUGAGAAAGGGAAUCUUAACAAACAUUUACGGCUUCAUAGUGGUGAAUAUCCAUACCAGUGCGUUUUGUGUGGGCAGAUGUAUAAAUGUAAAUACAGCCUGAAGAACCAUCGUUGUAAACAUACUGUUAUUUCAUGAUGUCAGAGACUUAAAAAAAAGCAUGUAUUUUGCAAAUCUGAAAUAAAAUGUUUUUGAAGUUGCA
Molecule: messenger RNA, 1370 nt
Organism: Stegodyphus dumicola
Lineage: Eukaryota; Metazoa; Arthropoda; Arachnida; Araneae; Eresidae
Biological process (GO): regulation of transcription by RNA polymerase II
Molecular function (GO): RNA polymerase II cis-regulatory region sequence-specific DNA binding; DNA-binding transcription factor activity
Source: RefSeq, a predicted model, not a curated record